Danaus chrysippus (African queen) is the source of this 405-nucleotide messenger RNA. The record is from the annotation of a GenBank genome assembly. NCBI's taxonomy places the organism in Eukaryota, Metazoa, Arthropoda, Insecta, Lepidoptera, Nymphalidae.
CUGAUUUACGAAGAUCUAACAACGGACGAUCUCUUAGAACGAUGUACGGGCGCAAACACUCAAAACAAUAACGAGAGCUUCAAUCACUGUGUGUGGCAACUAGCCCCGAAGCACGUAUUCUGCGGCAAGCAGAUAGUGGAAAUCGCUAUGCAGUGUGCUGUGUGCACCUUCAAUGAAGGUUACGACCCGAUUUUAAAAAUUUUAGAGACAAUGGGAUGCACGAUAGGGCCGAGCGCCGCACAUUUCGCCGCAAAACACAAAAAUGCGCGCAUAACCCAAGCAAACCGCCGGGCGUCCCUGGAUAGCAAAGAGGCGAGGACAGCUCGUCGGACUGAACAAUCCAUCGAGCACGAUCUUUUCGAAGAAGCAGAAGGGAUAUUGUAUGGACCUGGCAUCGCUGAUUGA